This is a messenger RNA of Camellia sinensis, 3150 nucleotides long. RefSeq names its product DNA repair/recombination protein (gene RAD54). Gene Ontology annotation, biological process: double-strand break repair via synthesis-dependent strand annealing; reciprocal meiotic recombination. Lineage: Eukaryota; Viridiplantae; Streptophyta; Magnoliopsida; Ericales; Theaceae. Gene Ontology annotation, cellular component: nucleus. The record is from RefSeq and is a predicted model, not a curated record. Gene Ontology annotation, molecular function: DNA translocase activity; ATP binding.
AUCAGAGUAUAGUAUCUCAGUGGCCAAACAGAUCCUCCUGCCUCGAAUAUAUCUACCGCCAAAUUUGUUUGAUUUAAAAAAAAAAAGCAGCUUCUCUCUCUCUCUCUCUCUCUCUCCGUCUGAAGAAACGGGCGUCCAUGGAAGAAGACGACGACGAACUCCCUUCACCGUCCGAUCCCAGCGAUUCAUCUGACGAAGAUAACCGAUAUGAAUCUGAAUCUGAAUCUGAAUCUUAUGAUGAUGAGGAUAAUGGUAAUGGUAAUGGUAAUGAAGAUGAUGAACCAUCGACUGUCCGUCGAGCUCUGCCGAAGGACGAUCGAAAGUCUCAAAAUGUCGAUGCUCUUGUGAGAGGCAACCUUAUUGUGAAAAGACAGUCGCUGCUUCCAAGGGUACUUUCAGUGACGGACAGAGCAGCUGUUGUUAGAAAACCCUUUAAGCCUCCCUGUCAUAAUGGAUACAGUGAUCAAAAUGAACAGCUCAUUCGUCGUCUUUGGGCUCGUAAGCGGUUCAUUCCCUGGGGAUCUACGAGGCCUGCGUUGGUUGCAAUUACCAAUAGGUUGAAUGUUCCUUCUGCUGCUGAGAAAGAAGUGUUGGAGGAGAUUGUGAAUCUUCCACCAGGGGUUGAACCAUUGGUCCUGUGGCAACCAGAAGAAUGUGAAGAAGGAGCUGGUGAUUUGGUGCUGAUAUCAGUGGAUCCUUUGCUUGUCCGUUUCCUUCGGCCCCAUCAGAGAGAGGGGGUUCAAUUCAUGUUUGAAUGCGUUUCAGGGUUAUAUAGUGCUGCCAAUAUAAAUGGAUGCAUUCUGGCUGAUGAUAUGGGUUUGGGAAAGACUUUGCAGUCAAUCACACUAUUGUAUACUCUUCUUCGUCAGGGAUUUGAGGGGAAACCAAUGGUUAAAAAGGCUAUAAUUGUAACUCCUACCAGUCUUGUAAGUAAUUGGGAAGCUGAAAUUAAUAAGUGGGUUGGAGAAAGAGUUCAUCUUGUUGCUUUGUGUGAAAGCACUCGAGAUGAUGUUGUCUCCGGAAUUGACAGUUUCACAAGUCCUCGCAGCCGUUUACAGGUAUUGAUUGUUUCAUAUGAAACAUUUCGGAUGCAUUCAUCAAAAUUCAACCAUGAUGGAUCUUGUGAUCUUCUCAUAUGUGAUGAAGCUCACCGACUGAAAAAUGAUCAGACAUUGACAAAUAGAGCAUUAGCUUCUCUCUCAUGCAAGCGUCGCAUUCUAUUGUCAGGAACUCCAAUGCAGAAUGACCUAGAAGAGUUCUAUGCGAUGGUUAACUUUACUAAUCCAGGAAUAUUGGGUGAUGCUGCAUAUUUUCGACGGUACUUUGAGACACCAAUCAUCUGUGGAAGAGAACCAUCUGCCACUGAAGAAGAGAAGCGGCUAUGUGCUGAGCGCUCAGCAGAACUAAGUGCAAAAGUAAACCAGUUUAUAUUGAGAAGGACCAACGCGUUGUUAUCAAAUCACUUACCACCAAAGAUAAUUGAAGUUGUUUGUUGCAAGUUGACUCCUCUCCAAUCAGAAUUAUAUAAUCAUUUCGUACAUUCAAAAAAUGUUAAACGAGCAAUUACAGAAGAAAUGAAGCAAUCAAAGAUCUUGGCUUACAUUACAGCUCUUAAGAAGCUUUGCAAUCAUCCAAAGCUAAUAUAUGAUACGAUAAAAAGUGGGAGUCCAGGAACAUCAGGAUUUGAGGACUGUUUGCGCUUUUUCCCUCCAGAAAUGUUCUCUGGAAGAUCUGGAUCUUGGACUGGUGGCGAGGGGGUUUGGGUUGAAUUAUCUGGAAAAAUGCAUGUCUUAGCCCGGUUUCUGUCCCAGCUGUGCCAGAGAACAGAUGACCGAAUUGUCUUGGUCUCAAACUACACACAGACACUGGACCUUUUUGCUCAAUUGUGUCGAGAGAGAAGAUAUCCGUUCCUAAGGCUUGAUGGAACUACAUCAAUCAGUAAAAGGCAAAAGUUGGUGAACCGCUUUAAUGAUCCAUCUAAGGAUGAGUUUGUCUUUCUCCUGAGCAGCAAGGCUGGUGGUUGUGGCCUCAAUUUGAUAGGUGGGAAUCGACUGGUCUUAUUUGACCCUGAUUGGAAUCCUGCCAAUGACAAACAAGCUGCUGCAAGAGUCUGGAGAGAUGGACAAAAAAAGCGAGUGUAUAUCUAUAGAUUUUUGAGUACUGGAACCAUUGAAGAAAAGGUGUACCAGCGUCAGAUGUCAAAAGAAGGGCUUCAAAAAGUUAUUUAGCAGGAACAAACAGAUAAAGCUAAGGACCAGGGGAACUUUCUCUCAACAGAAGAUCUACGGGAUCUGUUCACAUUUCGUGAGAAUGUGAGAUCUGAAAUUCAUGAAAAGAUGAGCUGCAUCCGUUGUCAAAACUAUGAUGCAGUGGUAGAUGACAUGCUUGAUGAAGUAAACGAGGUAGAUGGUGCCAGAUCAACAAAUGAAGGUUGUCAAUCUGAUCAAGAGGAUAUAGGAGGAUUUGCUAGCAUUUCUGGGUGCUUGCAUAAGUUACGAAGCUCAGAGAAACAGGUAGGAGCUCCUCUGGAAGAGGAUUUAGGUAGUUGGGGGCAUCAUUUUUUUGCAACAACAGUGCCUGAUGCUAUUUUCCAAGCUUCAGCUGGAGAGGAGGUCUCGUUUGUUUACACAAACCAAAUAGAUGGGAAACUUGUGCCGGUUGAAUCAAUGAAAAGCCCAAAGACCCAAGGAGUAGAAGGAAAUAAGGAAGAGUCCGGUUCAAAGAAAAGCCUGAGACAAAAAUCCAUGUUUUCAUCUCCACAACAGUCACUGCCGUCAGUUUCUUCAGAUGUUGGUUUUGUCCAGAACAUGCUACCUACUUCUCGCACGCCUAUUCAGAGGGUAAAUUUGAAAUCAGCGAGAAGUUCUCUAAAAGGUACAUUGCAUGUAGUAUCAAAGCCUAAACUAUCUAUUGGAAAUCAAUUACCUCAAAAAAGAUUGUCUCCGGAACCUAUAAACGAUGAUGAUUUUCAGUAAAAUUUUGGAUGAUUCAAAUAAUGUUUUGCUGUUACUUCUUUUGUUUCUAACUACCCAGGAGACUUUUCGACAUCCAUGAACAACUAGGAUUCUAGGAUCGAACUUGUGAAUGUAAUAUUAAGACAUUGCCAUUGUCAUUAAAUCAGCCAAAUAAUUUAAGCCCCUUCUAAACAAA